This is a messenger RNA of Carcharodon carcharias (great white shark), 4682 nucleotides long. RefSeq names its product arf-GAP with SH3 domain, ANK repeat and PH domain-containing protein 2-like. NCBI's taxonomy places the organism in Eukaryota, Metazoa, Chordata, Chondrichthyes, Lamniformes, Lamnidae. Gene Ontology annotation, cellular component: cytoplasm. Gene Ontology annotation, molecular function: protein binding; GTPase activator activity. The coding region runs from base 234 to 3320 and encodes 1028 amino acids. The record is from RefSeq and is a predicted model, not a curated record. The transcript is spliced from 28 exons. Gene Ontology annotation, biological process: positive regulation of GTPase activity.
CCAGAUUUCCCCUCCCUGACGUGUUCCUGCGCGGCAUAAUGUUGCUUUAAAUUGUAUCCAAGUCGAACCCACGUGAUUGGGCGAAGCGUUUGAUACAAAGUGACCCUGGAGCUGAAAUUGACUCGACUGAACUCGCUGCUUGUAACUUUCACUCAUUCAGUCUAUGCCUCCACUGGUCUGGGCGAAACGUAUUGUGCUUAUUUUUAAAAAGCAUUAGGAUUUUUCAAGUCAGGAUGCCGGAACAGAUCAGCAUCUCCGAGUUUGUGAGUGAGACUUUGGAGGACAUCAACUCGCCGAUCACCUCCAACUUUACCUCGAAAAUGAUUAACUGCAGGAACACGGUGACUGCCCUGGAGGAGUCACUGGAAGCGGAUCAGGCUAUCUUACUGAAGAUGAAGAAGUUGAUUAAAGCCAUUCACUCCUCUGGACUCUCACAUGUGGAGAAUAAAGAACAGUACAUUGAAGUUCUGGAAAGCUUUGGGAACCACCACCUAUCUCAAAACAAGAACGAGUUGUCCAUGGGUUUCCUAAACCUCGGAGUGUUCACACGUGAAGUGACGGCACUCUUUAAAAACCUGACUCAAAACAUGAACAACAUCCUCUCCUUUCCAUUGGACAGUCUGCUAAAAGGGGAUUUGAAGGAAGGAAAAGGGGACCCAAAGAAACUCAUUGAAAAAGCCUGGAAAGACUAUGAAACCAAAGUCAAUAAGAUUGAAAAGGAGAAGAAAGACCGUGCCAAGCAAUUCGGAUUGAAUCGUUUGGAAAUCAGUCCCGCAGAAAUCGUGGAUGAACUGGAGAAAGAGCGAAAAAUGUUCCAGCUCCAAAUGUGUGAGUAUCUUCUCAAGGUGAAUGAAAUAAAGAUGCGAGAAGGCCCUGACCUCCUCCAGAGUCUCAUCAAGUACUUCCAUGCUCAACAAAAUUUUUUCCAGGAUGGUCUCAAGGCAGCAGAAAGUUUGACUCCUUUUGUGGAAAAAUUGGCUGUGAUUGUACACUCGCUGAAGCAAGCACAGGAUGAGGAGAUGAAACAGCUGACCCAGAUCAGGGACUCCCUGAGAUCAGUGCUCCAAGUGGAUCACAAGGAGGAAUGUUUGAACAGGAAAAAUUCUGGCUACAGCAUACACCCACUUCCAGGAAACCGUCUGUAUGGUACAGAAAAAUCUGGCUUCCUAAAUAAAAAGAGCGAUGGGAUCCGAAGAGUGUGGCAGAAGAGAAAGUGUGGAGUUAAAUACGGCUACCUCACAAUAUCACACAGUACUAUCAAUAGGCCUCCAGCCAUUCUCAAGCUGUUAACCUGUCAGGUGAAACCAAAUCUUGAAGAAAAAAAAUGCUUUGAUCUUAUAACACAUAAUCGAACAUACCACUUCCAAGCUGAGGAUGAGCAAGAAUGCCAAGCAUGGGUUUCUGUGUUACAGAACAGCAAAGAAGAGGCACUCAAUAAUGCCUUUAAGGGAGACAUUAGCAAUGGCAACAAUGACACGGUACAGGAACUGACCAAAUCGAUCAUUGCUGAAGUCAAAGGCAUGCCAGGAAAUGAGGUGUGCUGCGACUGUGGAGCAACAGAUCCUACUUGGCUCUCCACCAAUUUGGGCAUUGUCAUCUGCAUUGAAUGUUCUGGGAUUCAUCGAGAGUUGGGUGUACACUAUUCCAGGAUACAGUCUCUCAUGCUGGAUGUACUGAGCACGUCUGAACUCUUGCUUGCAAACAAUAUCGGGAACACGAGGCUGAAUGAGAUUUUCGAGGCGAACUUGCCAGCUCAGUGUGGAGUGAAACCCAGUCCAACUAGUGACAUGAACUCUCGAAAAGAAUAUAUUACCGCAAAAUACGUGGAGCGGAAAUAUACAAAGAAAGGUGUUUGCGAAGGUGGAUUGAAGCUGUUUGAGGCCGUUCGCAACAAGGACCUCCUGGCUCUGCUGCAGAUGUACACAGAGGGUGUGGAUUUCACUGCACCACUCACCUUGCCGGAUGGACAGGACCUUGGGGAAACACCGUUGCACCUUGCUGUGCGGUUGGCAGACAGGACGUCUCUGGCUUUGGUUGACUUUCUGAUUCAGAAUGGAGGUGGCCUGGAUGUGAGGACUGGUGAGGGAAACACUCCCCUCCAUUACUGCAGCCUGUACAACAAAACCGAGAGCCUGAAACUGUUACUGAAGGGAAAGGCCAACAUGCAGAUUGGUAACGUGCCCGGAGAAACCGCCUUGGAUGUUGCAAAGAAGCUCAACCACUCAUGCUGCGAGGAACUGCUUGAUCAAGCGCAGGCAGGAAAGUUCAAUCCUCCAGUUCAUGUGGAGUACGAGUGGGUGGUGCAACAAGAAUACGUUUACGACAGCGAGGAGGACUUGGAGGAAAAGGUGAGUCCUUUACAAAGGUCAUUCAAAUCCAUUGGUCAGCUCUCUCCUUCAAAUGCCUCCUUCACGUCUUCAUCACCAUUUGUGAACCACAGCCCCUCUGGCUCCAAGAAGGAAAGGUGGAGUUUUGUCAGCUCCAAUAUUGUAAAUGAGACGUAUGGUGCUGUCGUCCUUCCCUCCAAGAUGGCUGCUCACCCUCCGCCCAGCAACACCGCGCCACCACCGCUGCCAGUCAAAACCUUCACCAGGGACUUUCUCCCUGUAGCCGGGUCCAUAGAUGGACAGAACAAGCGAUGCUCCACCUCCCUCGGGAACGGUCCCGCACUCCCACCAUCUCCGAGCCAUGGGAUCACCCCUGCCAAAGCUCCAGGGCGUCCAGACCUGCCUUGGCGACACUCUAUCGCUGGACCGACAGAGAUCUCGAGCUCUCAGACCAGGUCAAACUCUCAGAACAGACUGUCCCAUCACUGGGGCACCCAGGCACCAGCUGAACUGCCGGACAACCGGAGGCAAGGGUCACUGAGUGAAGCACACCUUCAGAGCUUGGAACAGCUCCAUCCCCCCACCCACACCGUGGCACAGCCGGAGCCGCCACCGCCAAUGAGCCCUAACCGUACAACAUUCACCAGGAAACCCAGUGGAGGUGAGGGAAUCAAGAAGCCUAGAGCGGAAUACCUCUCGCCAACAGACUCGAAUUCAAGGAGUCGAGAAGAUGUCUACAUUGUCCCCUCAAGUUCCAAACCAAUCCCUGUACCGCUGCCAAGAAAGUCCGUUGGGGUGAAGCUGAAGCAGAAGAGAGUUAAGGCGAUCCUGGACUGUACAGCGGACAAUCCCGAUGAGCUGACCUUCACCAAGGGGGAGGUUAUUGUUGUGACUGGGGAAGAAGACUUGUUUUGGUGGGUAGGACACAUCGAAGGAGACAAGUCGAGGUCGGGAGCCUUCCCAGUGGACUAUGUCCAUCUGUUGUCUGAAUGACCAGGUCAUCACCUUCUCCAAUGGAAGGAGCUUGAGACCUGUUGACGUUGCAAACUACUCAGGAGGCCCAUCUGAGCUUGGGUUUCUCUGGUCAGUCAUGGAACAAUGCUGGCUGCUCUUCCACAGGAUGCCAGCUUGACUAUUGGGUUUCAGUCUUAUUACAAGAUGCCCUUUGGGGAACUUCGAAGAUCCUAUUGUUAUCGCUAUCAUUGGAGAAUCUUGAUAUUCCAACCAAACUUGAAUCAGACUUUGGAACUGUUUGAGUGAUGGCCGGGCCUCAGCCUACAGUGACCAGCUACUUUUUAGUAUUUAGCAGCUAUUCCUUUUCUGCAUCUCAAUUUAUAAAAUUGCCAUGAAAUUAUUGAUUAUGGGUUGGCACAAUUGAACAAGGGCAUUUGCUGCCUAGGCUGAACGAUACAUUCCACAGAGAUGGGCUGGGCACUAGGUUGAGGAUUGUGGUGGGAAUGUUGUCGAAUGUAGAUGGUUUUAAGGGUGAGGACCCUGAAGGAUGAACCACGCUUUGCUGAGGAUAUGGAUGCGUAUUUGUUAGUGUGUGACUGCAGGUUCCAUGCACCUAGAUGGGUCAGAAACCUGGAACUCCCUAUCUGCAGCACAUGGACUGCAGCAAUCCAAGAAGGCGGUUCAUCACCACCUUCUCAAUAACAAUUAGGGAUGGACAAUAAAUGCCAGCCUGGACAGAGAUGCUCCAUAUCACAUCAAAGAAUCAAAAUAAAUAAAUAAAGACUGGGGAAGAUACCAUGCAGAGACAAUGUUUAUUGUACAUUCAAUACAAAAUGGGAGCUGAAUGUUAUAUUAAAGCGGGAAGGAAGGGAUAGGGUCCAGCAGUGUACGGACUGAACAUUUAUUGCACAAGUUGAAUUGUAGUAAGUAAAUUAAAUUUUACAUUGCACAGUGCAAGAAUAGGAAGAGAAGGGACUUUAGUAUAGGAAAACUGUAAUUAUAUCAACUGAAGUUAAAUGUUUAAUAAUAUCCAUUGACUGUCAAAGAUCUCAACUGCAGUACAAUGCCUGUAAGCUGCAGGAGCCUUGCAGAAUGUACAGUUGUUUGGGGCAGUUUGUAGCUUCCUAGCAUGGAAGUAAAGUGACCGAGAAGGAUAUUGCCACACGAGUGCGCACACUCACCAUUCUAAAAUCCUACUUUUUAAACAGAAUCCUUCUGAUUGAUUCCCCACCAGCUGCACAAACUAGAACAUUUUGUUGGGAGAAUGAAUAAUUUUACUUUGGGAGAAUUCCAGUGUCACCUUUUUUGUUUUUUGUUCAUUGAAAGGACCUGUAUAUAACUCGAGGAAUCACUGCAAUGUCUCUUUUUAUUGUUAGCAUGUUCAAAUAAAUAUUGUCAAAA